GUAGUGGGCUAUUGCAAUGCCUUGUCGUUGUCUGCAAUGCCGUCGACGCCUUGAUGCCUGACUUCAUCGAUUUGGUUGCUGGCCCUAUCAAGGAUUUCAGUGCAUAUUCGUCCCUCCCGAAACACUGGAGCGAGACACUCACUGCUGAUGUCCACCCAAUUAUGUGUCACUCUCACAACGACUACUGGCGACGAGAACCUCUAUUCAGCGCCAUACGUGCCGGUUGCACUGGAGUUGAAGCAGACGUUUGGCACUUCGAAGGGGAACUCUAUGUCGCCCACACCAUUGCCGGCAUUCGGCGCAACAGAACUCUUGGAAGCUUAUACCUGGAACCGUUGAGAGACAUCUUGGAUCAGCAGAAUGUCGUACCGAAAUUUCUGGACCCUAUCUCUACAGUGCGCAAUGGUGUCUUCGCUGAUCACCCAAGGCAAUCUCUCGUCUUGCUUAUUGAUUUCAAGAACGACCCGGGACAGACGUGGGAGGUGCUGUCUUCAUACCUUGCCGACUUCCGUGAGAAAAAUUUCCUCACAUACGCCAGGGCGAGCUCCAUAGUCAAUAGGCCGCUCACGAUUGUCGUCUCAGGCGAAGCCCCUUUCGAACGAAUCCUUCAGAACUCAACACAUCGAGAUAUAUUCUACGAUGCGCCACUCGACCUUAUGGCUUUGCCGUCACCCUCUAUGCUCUCAGUCGAUACAGUAGCCGACCCACAUCCCGACCCAAAUAUCCUCGAAGAGCCCGAGACAUCACCAGCAGACCCUGCCAUCUACUCCCCCACAAAUUCAUACUACGCCUCCGUCUCUUUCAUCAAGUCAAUCGGCUACCCAUGGCACUCGUCACUAUCACAAUCCCAGCUCAAUCUCCUGCGCGGGCAGAUCCGCGGCGCUCAUGCUCGAGGGCUUAAAGUCCGUUACUGGGGCAUCCCUGCCUGGCCAAUCGGUGUGCGCAACUACAUCUGGCGUGUACUCGUACGAGAAGGAGUCGACUACCUGAGCGUCGACGACAUCGAAGCAGUAACCCACGACAAUUGGGGACCUCGAAAAGGCGGCUGGGGCAAGAAAUUCUGGAGGUAAACAUCAUACAAUGUCGGAGUAGCAUCCCU
Exophiala viscosa is the source of this 1099-nucleotide messenger RNA. RefSeq lists its product as uncharacterized. The transcript has a single exon. The record is from RefSeq and is a predicted model, not a curated record. The coding region runs from base 54 to 1070 and encodes 338 amino acids. Gene Ontology annotation, biological process: lipid metabolic process. Lineage: Eukaryota; Fungi; Ascomycota; Eurotiomycetes; Chaetothyriales; Herpotrichiellaceae. Gene Ontology annotation, molecular function: phosphoric diester hydrolase activity.